AUGUCAGUUCGAUGGUGACAAUUCGUAAACUGGUCGGUCAUAAAUUUACCACUCGUCAUAUUGUAAUAAAAAAAAAAAAAAAUACCGUAAUUAAAAAUAUUUAAGUGUAAUAUUUAACAAUAAAUAAAUAAAUAAAUAAAAUCAGCUGAUUGAAAAUUGAUAAUAUUAUUAGUGAGUUUGUUAAAAGUUUCGAUGAAAAAUUUUCAAAGUGUCAAAAAAUUAUUAAUUAUAAAUAAUGAACACUGAAGAUCAUCUGUUAGCAGUAAUACGCCAAGAAAUAGUUAAAAAUCAUCUUCUGGUGACAGCUAUCAUCCAGGACAUUCAACAAUGCACUGGCCCGCUGGAAUUGUUAAAAGACUUGAACGCCGAUGGCAGGACGAGGAUCGCUGAUCUACGAAACAGUAUUGACAAAUUAGUACAAUUAGCAGAGACUGAAAUAAAUGUUAAGAAGAAAGCCGAGCUGAUGCAAGAAGUGGAGAAACGCAAGAGCCAACUGGUGUUUGCGUUGGCGGCUUUCAAAAAAGCAAAUAUCGUCGGUGCUUGUGUAAUUGACAAAAUGGCCAAAGAUGAAUUGAUGUCCACGUCAGAGGAGCAGCAGAGGAUGUUGAGAAAGAGACGAGAUAAAAGAGGUCUUGCUGAUACCGCAAGUUUGGCCACUGAUAGGCUGCUCAGCAUUUCGAGAACUUUGGCUGAAACCAGCCAGAGAAGUGCUGAUACUUUGGACACUCUGGUAAUUUCAUCGGACAAAGUAAACGGAACGAAAGACGAGCUAGAGCAACAGCAGCAAGCAAUAAUUCUAUCAGGAAAAUUAUUAGGGAAGUACGGCCGGCGUGAAGUAACUGAUAAAGCGUUACUGAUAUUAGCCUUCAUAUUUUUCCUUGCUUGCGUAGCGUAUAUUUUACAAAAAAGACUUUGGUAAAUAAAUACUUAGAAAAAAAAAAUGAAGCUGAUUUUAAUACUAAUGUUCCUAUUGGCAUGUGGAUCAGCAGUCCCACUAUGGAAUAGAUUAUUUUCUGGUUAUCGUCCGACAACUGACAACGAUUUAAAACGUAAAAGCAAAAGCGGUGGUAAAGAACGUUGGAGGGAUAUUUGCAGAACAAUAAAUCCAGGUGGCUUUGCAUUUCCUGGACAAGUGCCUUACGCCGCUUGUCCCUGGUGAAAGUAUCUCAUCGGGUUCAUUUAAACUAAAUAAAAAUAAUCAACUAAAUACCACUGAUACUAAUAUUAAUAUAAAAACAUCUAUUAGUUAAUUAAUCAAUCAAUUAAUUAAUAUAUUGUGAUAAAUAAUUAUUUAAAUAUAACUAUAUUAUACUCCUUAUUACCAACGCAAAUAAAAAACGUUUUUGUUUUGUGAAUUUAGCAAUUCGACGAGCACACCGAUGUGAAUGUUAUUGUUUCUCUUUUAAAUGUACAUAAAGCUUACCUGUACAUUCGCAUUGUUCUUUUGUAAACGUACAUAUAUUUAUAUAUCGUAAGUUUUAUCGCGUUAAUAAAGACAAUUGUUUUAUAA
Molecule: messenger RNA, 1510 nt
Organism: Cotesia glomerata
Lineage: Eukaryota; Metazoa; Arthropoda; Insecta; Hymenoptera; Braconidae
Gene: Sec20
Product: vesicle transport protein SEC20
Exons: 4
Coding region: 236-919 (227 amino acids)
Biological process (GO): retrograde vesicle-mediated transport, Golgi to endoplasmic reticulum
Cellular component (GO): SNARE complex; endoplasmic reticulum
Molecular function (GO): SNAP receptor activity
Source: RefSeq, a predicted model, not a curated record